This is a messenger RNA of Pyrus x bretschneideri (Chinese white pear), 706 nucleotides long. Its product is annotated as DNA-directed RNA polymerase III subunit RPC10. The coding region runs from base 240 to 575 and encodes 111 amino acids. The record is from RefSeq and is a predicted model, not a curated record. Gene Ontology annotation, cellular component: RNA polymerase III complex. The transcript has 5 exons. Gene Ontology annotation, biological process: regulation of DNA-templated transcription; termination of RNA polymerase III transcription; DNA-templated transcription. NCBI's taxonomy places the organism in Eukaryota, Viridiplantae, Streptophyta, Magnoliopsida, Rosales, Rosaceae. Gene Ontology annotation, molecular function: nucleic acid binding; DNA-directed RNA polymerase activity; zinc ion binding.
CUCUGCUGCGCGCCUUCGUACCAAAUCUCUCUCCCGCUACCGUAUUUGCUUAACGCUGCCACUCUUUCUCAGUCUUACAGAACAACACCCGCAAAACCCUAGCGACCCCAAUUCCCCUCUCUCGCUUGCAAAGUCGGAUUCUUUAAGCUUCUCCCUCAACUGGUUUUGAGCCCUAAAAUUGGGGUUUCUCUCUAUCUGAUUCGAGAGAGGGGGAGAUUUGUGGUUAGAGGCUUUAGGAAAUGGAGUUCUGCCCAGGUUGUGGUAACAUGCUGCAGUAUGAACUGCCGAAUAUGCACGAUGCAAGAUUCUUCUGUCCAACUUGUCCCUAUGUAGCAUACGUUGAUAGGAAGGUGAAGAUUAAAAGAAGGCAGCAUCUAGUUAAAAAAGAGAUACAGCCCAUCUUUACCCUGGACGACUACAAGAAUGCGCCCAAAACUGAAGAACCGUGCCCAAGAUGCGGGUUUCCUGAGGCAGCUUACAGGACACAGCAAACACGAUCUGCCGAUGAACCAGAAACAAGAUUCUACAGGUGUAUGAACAACAAUUGCGGACACACAUGGGUUGAUUACACUUAGUCUGAGAAUUUUGUGUUCUUUGAGUUGCUAAUCCCUUUUAAUUGCUCCAUUUUUGAGUUUUUGCCAACUGUGGCGUGAUAUUGUGAACUGCUUCAACGCAUGGAAAUAAUACUUCAAUGUUCAUUCGUACA